This is a messenger RNA of Dermacentor silvarum, 2472 nucleotides long. RefSeq names its product protein dissatisfaction (gene dsf). The coding region runs from base 1 to 1506 and encodes 501 amino acids. The transcript is spliced from 7 exons. Gene Ontology annotation, molecular function: nuclear receptor activity; zinc ion binding; RNA polymerase II cis-regulatory region sequence-specific DNA binding. Gene Ontology annotation, biological process: regulation of transcription by RNA polymerase II; cell differentiation; anatomical structure development. Lineage: Eukaryota; Metazoa; Arthropoda; Arachnida; Ixodida; Ixodidae. The record is from RefSeq and is a predicted model, not a curated record.
AUGGAUUGGGAAAGGAAUAGGCGUUCGAGCACAGGGGAUCGCCUCCUGGACAUUCCUUGUAGAGUCUGCGGCGACAGGAGUUCAGGGAAACACUACGGAAUAUACAGCUGCGACGGUUGCUCGGGCUUCUUCAAGCGCAGCAUCCACCGCAAUCGGGUGUACACGUGCAAGGCCCAGGGCGAGCUGAAGGGCAAGUGCCCCAUCGACAAGACCCACCGGAACCAGUGUCGGGCCUGCAGGCUAAGGCGGUGCUUUGAGGCCAGCAUGAACAAGGACGCAGUGCAACACGAGCGUGGGCCCAGGAAACCCAAGGUCAAGGAGGCUGGCGGAGAUCCUGCGGGACACGGACUGAAGGUCCCGCACCAGGCGGCCGGCGGUGGCGGCCUGUUGCUGUCGGGGCUGUCCUUCCCGUCGGGAAAGCCGCCGCCUCCACCGGCGCCUCCGCAGCCUCCCAUGUCGGGCCACUUCGACCCUUCGGCAGCCGCCAUGGCCGCUGCACUGUCCUCUUCGCCCGGCGGCGAUGGUGGGCCCCCUUCGUCUCCGAUGUUCCCCAAGGACGGCUUGAUCGGCUCCGCGGGUCUCUUGCAGAUGCUGCUCAACGCGGAACGCUCCCAGGAGCUCAUCUGGAACAGCGUGAGGAUGGGAGGCGGCGGCGGUGGUGGAGGCACCGCCGCGAACAACGCUUUCGGCGGCCCACCUUCCGGGCUGUCGGCCAAGCUCGGCGGCGAAGGCGGUCUGUCUGCCUUCUCACUGCUCUCGUCCACCACGCACCCGUUCGGGUCCCUGGAGGAGGCCGCUCUCCGGCAGCGACUGCAGGGCUCCGGAGUGACGCAGCCAUGCCCCUGGGGCAGCACUGGGGGAGGAGGGUCGGUGCAAGAGGUCACGGCCAGGUUGCUCUUCAUGGUCAUCCGCUGGGUGAAAUGUCUGCCAACGUUCCAGACGCUGUCCAAAAGCGACCAGGUUACACUGCUGGAGGAGUCGUGGAAGGACCUGUUCCUUCUCUACAUGGCCCAGUGGUCGGUGGCAGCCGACAUCGUGUCUUCGUUGCCGGGCCUGAAAGGCGGCGGAGGUCCUUCGCCAACGGCCGCCGCCUCGUUGCGUCUACACCAGUCAGACGGCCUGGAUGGUGCACCGUCGCCGCCGCAGCACGCCGCCGAACUGCACUACAUCCAGGACGUGAUGCGCCGACUGAGGCAGCUCUCGCCGGAUGACACCGAGUGCAGCUGCCUCAAGGCGGUCGUGCUGUUCAAGCCUGAGACUAUCGGCCUGUGCGACGUGCACCCGGUGGAGAUGCUGCAGGAUCAGGCGCAGUGCGUAUUGGGCGACUACAUCCGACACAAGCACCCGCGCCAGCCAACCCGCUUCGGUCGCCUGCUGCUGCUGCUUCCCAUCCUGCGGGCCGUGUCGGCAGCCACAGUCGAGCGGCUCUUCUUCCGGGACACCAUCGGCAACAUUCCCAUCGAACGCAUCCUAGGAGACAUGUACAACAUGGAGAAGGUCGACUGAAGUACAUGUUUCGGGGCAUGCUGCGAAAAAUGUCUCCGCGAGCCCCGCCCGACAGAAGCAGGAACCGGUAUUCUCAGUGGCAAUGUGGCGAACGCUGCUCGGACAGAAUGGAUAUCCCUUGCAUCAGAGUUCCGAACGCAUGUCCGACCAAAUGCAUCGCAGCAGCAGCGCGAAGUUCGUUAUCACGUGCCAACGGAGCGUUCGCUUAUUAGGGCAACAUUUGUUUCUGGUGAGCGCGUGUCAAACAUUACCUCUUCCGGGUGCAGCAUUGGUGUGUUAGCCACACCGAUUGGAUCACUAAAUGCCGACAUCUCAAAUGGUCUCAAGCACACGAGUGAACGAAGUCAGUGAGAGUCCCACAGCAGGCUCGUUGCCUGUGAGAACUCCUUCAGGUAUCCUGAGCGUCAUCAUCAGUGUUUAAAAACACCCAUUUUAGCUUAGCUUAAAGUUUGACCAUCAAUGCAAUUAUUAUCUUUGGAGACGCGAGGUACGGGAGGUUAGAGACUAUGCACCCUCGCGUGGAGGGUAAUUUUGCAAGAAUAUAAAGAGCUCAACUCAGAAAACUAACGACAAAGGUCAGUGCUGCGUGACACUGGAACAACUCUAAUCAGAGUUUCCGUGUUUUAAGUUAAUUUAAACCAGCGAGGAAGCGCACAAGCUGCAUUGGUGACAUCGAUGACCAUAUACUCCGAUUUGAGAAUAUUACUUAGGCCAGCUAAACGAAUGAAGCCGGGGGACGGCGAAGAACGACAAUGAAGUUUUAGUUGCCGUUACGGAAUCAACACGAACAUCAUUCCUGGCGAAUUUCAGCAUAGCGUGCCACGAGCUUUACAAAUGACUCAUAUACAAUUCCCAUUCGACGUGGGUUUUCGUGACGUGAAGCACACACAAGGACAACCAAAGCAUCCGCUGCCACCGGCCAUGAGCAGUGGCACUGGAAAUAUUCAGAGCUGGGUCGCUGACGCG